Molecule: messenger RNA, 1845 nt
Organism: Xylona heveae TC161
Lineage: Eukaryota; Fungi; Ascomycota; Xylonomycetes; Xylonales; Xylonaceae
Exons: 2
Coding region: 1-1845 (614 amino acids)
Source: RefSeq, a predicted model, not a curated record
AUGUCUGGUUUGGUCGCGGUCGCAAACGAGAAGAUGAGCUCGUCCUCUCGUGUGACCAAGGAGGGGAGGAAAUUGACGUAUCAGUUGAACGUUAUUCAACAGCCUGAGCGUGCUCGUGCUUGCGGCUCUGGUGCAAAAUCUUCUGCCGAUCGACGACCUGUUGACCCGCCUCCAAUCGUGGAGCUCCGAAUUUUUGAGGGCGACGCCAAGAACGAUGUUACCUUCUCCUAUAAUGCCAACUUUUUCCUCUUUGCGACUUUGGAAAAUGCUCGUCCCAUUGCCCAAGGACGCGUACCCGUAACGCCUGCAUCUUAUCCUGUUCUUACCGGAAUGCCCGUUGCUGGAAUGGCCUAUCUCGACCGUCCUCUGCCCGCUGGUUACUUCAUAUUCCCCGAUCUUUCUGUUCGACACGAAGGAAAAUACCGCUUGAGUUUCAACCUCUUUGAAGAAGUCAAGGAAUCAAAGGACUUUGAUAUGGAUGUGAUUGCGGGGAAACCAGACAUCAACGGCCAACUUCCCAAUGUCUCUGGAUAUCCUUCGCCUACCGCCCACGCAUAUUGGCGAUUGGAGGUCAAGUCGAUGCCAUUUACCGUUUUCAGUGCCAAGAAAUUCCCUGGUCUAGCGGAAAGUACGUCCCUCAGCCGUAUCGUGGCCGAACAAGGCUGUCGUGUUCGCAUCCGACGCGACGUUCGCAUGAGACGACGCGAUGGCAAGGCCAAGGACUGGGAUGGAUAUGACGAAGAAAACGCUUAUGUGAGGGAGCAGCGACGAACUGCCACGCCAGAUGUUUAUUCGCAGGCGGCGAUUUCCAAUGCUCAACCUUUAGUGGACCACCAGAACAGACCUCGCUCAGUGAGCAUCGUCAGCGGCGAUGGACAACCUGCUCCGUACGCCAUGCCUCCCCAUCGCCGCCCUUCGGUGCACGAGAUGAGCCCAUACACCACGCAACCGUAUCAACAAGCAUAUCCUCCGGCCCACGUUCCACCUCAGCCCGUUCCCUCCGCUUAUCCUUCACAUCUUGCGUUUGGAGCAAAUCCGGCACCCCAGUAUCAGGCGCCACAUUACAGCGCCCCUCAACCUGUUGCCCACCCACAGCCCGCCGCGCUGCCUCCCCAUACUGCACCUGCUGCGGCAUACCCACUGCAGCCUUCUGCUCACGUUCGACAAAUGUCUGCGCCACAGGUCUACGGUUACGCAGCACCGCAGCAAUAUGCCCAGCCACCCUAUUCGCAACCCGUCGCUGUUCGUCAAGAGAAUCUAGACUAUCGUCGGGACUCUGCACCUGCCCCAUCCAGCUAUGCUAGCCAACAUAUGCCCGUUUACGCUGCCGAAAACGCUUACAGCAGCGCUCAGCCGGUUCACCAACCCUACGCCACCGUUCCUCCACCUCCCGCGCCUACUCCUGCUAGUACCACUUCCAACGCUGCUCCCGCACUCCCUCCACUCAAGACUCUGCAGCCGUCUCUGAGCAACACGUACGAGACGAAUUCACCAAUCACUGCCACUCCGGGUCCCAUUUCUGCUGCCAGCGGCUCUAGCCUUUCGGGCGGCUAUGAGAGUGCUAAAUCGAGAGCAUACUCGCAGUAUCCGACUCCCCAUUCUGCCUCCACGAUUGACUCUGCCCGCUCCUCCAAGCGUCCAUUUGGUUCCGUGUUUAGCUCUGCUCAUCUGGAGAAGCCUCUUCAGGACGGCAUGCGCCCAAACACUGCGCAUCACGGCCAGGACAUGGUGCAGGCUGACUACGAUGAGGAGGAAUUCGACAUGUAUGAUAUGCAGGCUCUACGGAUGCGGUAUAAGCGUGCAGAUGGCACAGAGAUUAGUCGCCGAGCCCCCUUGUCGGGUUGA